AUGUUUGGUCACGCAACUAUCCUCGGAGCCAUACUUUCGAUAAUCAUGGCGGCUUCUGCUGCAAAUUUUCCUGAUUGCAGGUCGACGGGCAACGCCUGUCCCCCAAACUACGCUUGUUGCCAAAUAAAAUCGAACGGCCAGAUUCGUCAUACUUGCCUCCCUGGCGAUUGCAAUGACCUUUGA
This is a messenger RNA of Fulvia fulva, 183 nucleotides long. RefSeq names its product Ecp56. The transcript has 2 exons. The record is from RefSeq and is a predicted model, not a curated record. Bases 1 to 183 code for a protein of 60 amino acids. NCBI's taxonomy places the organism in Eukaryota, Fungi, Ascomycota, Dothideomycetes, Mycosphaerellales, Mycosphaerellaceae.